Molecule: messenger RNA, 447 nt
Organism: Gracilinanus agilis (Agile Gracile Mouse Opossum)
Lineage: Eukaryota; Metazoa; Chordata; Mammalia; Didelphimorphia; Didelphidae
Product: homeobox protein orthopedia
Exons: 2
Biological process (GO): neuron differentiation
Molecular function (GO): DNA binding
Source: RefSeq, a predicted model, not a curated record
AUGCUAUCUCACGCCGACCUCCUGGACGCCAGGCUAGGUAUGAAAGAUGCAGCCGAGCUUUUGGGACACCGGGAGGCGGUGAAGUGUCGGCUGGGUGUGGGGGGCUCCGACCCUGGGGGUCACCCGGGAGACCUGGCCCCCAAUUCGGACACGGUCGAGGGAGCAACACUUCUCCCUGGGGAGGACAUCACCACGGUGGGCUCUAACACGGCCUCACUGGCGGUCAGCGCCAAGGACCCGGACAAACAGCCGGGACCACCGGGCGGGCAGAACCCCAGUCAGGCAGGACAGCAGCAAGGGCAGCAGAAACAGAAGCGCCACCGUACUCGUUUCACCCCUGCACAGCUCAACGAGCUGGAGAGGAGCUUCGCUAAGACUCACUACCCAGACAUCUUCAUGCGCGAGGAGCUGGCCCUCCGGAUCGGCCUCACCGAAUCCCGGGUACAG